UUCAUUUCCCAAGACCUUUGAGACGAUGCACCUGCCUGCCUUGGUCUGUGUUGUAUUUCACCUGUCAGCCGUGAUCCAGUCGGCUGCAGUCGAGCAGGACACUGGUGUUGUAUCGGCCACCGUUGGGGACAACGUGACUCUACACUGCUCCUACGACAGUCAGGUGUUGAUGCACUUCUCCUGGUACAGACAGACCUUAGGAUUCAGGCCGGAGCUCCUGUCUAGUGUUUACAGACAUGAUGAGCCGUCUAAAGUCUUCCACUGGUUGGAGGAGAAUCCUCGUUUCUCUGUGCGGAGGGAGGAAGGGAAGAAUCAUUUACACAUCUCUGACGUCCAACUCUCAGAUUCGGCUUCGUACUUCUGCGGAGGAUCGCACUCCAACAUGUUGGAUUUUGGAGAGGGGGUCUUUUUAAGUGUCAGAGGAGCCAGACUCCAGGAACACCAGGACAUUGUCCAGGGGCCUGUAUCUGAGACCGUUCCCCUACGAGGCUCUGUGACUCUCAACUGUACAGUUCUCACUGGGACCUGUGAUGGAGAACACAACGUUUACUGGUUCAGACACGGGUCUCGCCACGGCAUCCUUCACACACACAGUGAUCAGUGUGAACGCACCUCUGUACCGGGGUCUCCCUCACACAGCUGUUCAUACCACCUGCAGAGGACCAACCUCAGGGCCUCUGACGCCGGGACCUACUACUGCGCCGUGGCCUCCUGUGGCGAGAUACUGUUCGGCAGCGGUAGCGAGCUGCUGAUCCCAGACGACCAAACGGCACAGAUGAGAACCUUGGUUUGGCUCUCCAUCAUUAGAACUGGGAUUCUCUUGCUCUGUCUCACAGUGUGUCUCUUGGUUUACUUCACAAAGAGCUCAGUUCGUCCUUAAAGCUCUGACUUCAGCCGGUUAUUUCAACUUAAAGGUUCAGUGUGUACGAUUUGGGGGAAAGGGAUCUAUUGGCAGAAAGUGAAUAUAAAAGAAUCCUACUGAUGUUUUCACUUGUGUGGUUCAUCUAAAUUGUACUAAUUGCUCUUUUCUUUAUCCUAGAAUUGGUCCUUUUAUAUUCAAAAUAUAUGACUUUAUGAACAUAUUUCUUCCCCACAUGAAGUCACAUCACAAGUAGAAGCUUCAAGCUUCAUCGUGCAUGAGGCUCCUCCGGUGGUCGUCCCUGUUCUCUGUUUCAGCCACGUGACGCCACGCUGCUUCACAGCGACCAAUGUGAGCUGAUCACUUCUUCAAACACCACUAGAGAAACCGAAAGUGAGAAAAAACAGGUGACAUCAUCAGGGUGGAGAAAACAUUCUGCAUAUACAUGACCCAGAAAAAACGACGUUUGAUUAGACUUGUAAAGUUGGUGGAAAUUGCCUUAAAAUGAAUUACAGAUUGUUAACCCUCCCUUACGGUGCAGUGAACAAACCAACCUCAAGCUACUGAUCUGGGGACAUCCUGUUUCAAACCGCAGAGAAACAAACAAGAGGGUCUGAGAACUUUUCUGUUGUUGCCUCUUACACCUUGUGACAGAAAGUUGAAUUAUCCACCGACGUAGAAUUCUCUCUGGCCUUUCAUGUGCACAUAUCGUAUACUAGUGCAAUGCCUGUUCUAAACAUGCGUGUUUGGAGUGAGCUGUUCGCUUGUGAUGCAAUGAAGCUGUUGUGCAUCCGUGAUGAUGCAGAUUGUGUUUUUUUGUACCAAUUUUACAGUCCGUGUCAAUAAUCAUGUGAAUUUGCUGUAUUGCUAUCACCUUUGUGAUUCAUUCAUAAGUUUGAAUUAUUUACUUUACUUGUUAUUUUUUCAGACUGUAUAUUUCGGCUAUUUUACAACCUUCAGACAGCUCAGUAUAAAGCAUUACAGCAACCUAAAUAAACACUGUUCUUAAAAAAAGAAAAAAAGAA
This is a messenger RNA of Pleuronectes platessa (European plaice), 1884 nucleotides long. RefSeq lists its product as uncharacterized. Gene Ontology annotation, biological process: response to bacterium. Bases 26 to 880 code for a protein of 284 amino acids. Lineage: Eukaryota; Metazoa; Chordata; Actinopteri; Pleuronectiformes; Pleuronectidae. The transcript is spliced from 3 exons. The record is from RefSeq and is a predicted model, not a curated record.